Messenger RNA from Lethenteron reissneri (Far Eastern brook lamprey), 1292 nucleotides. Its product is annotated as lamprin 0.9. Gene Ontology annotation, cellular component: extracellular matrix. Gene Ontology annotation, molecular function: structural molecule activity. Lineage: Eukaryota; Metazoa; Chordata; Hyperoartia; Petromyzontiformes; Petromyzontidae. The record is from RefSeq and is a predicted model, not a curated record.
CUCAAACUCCAGGCUCGUCACUCCGAAGUGAAGCUUCAUCAGCCUCAACUCAAGCCCUCCUCUCAUCGUCGUCGACAGCGGAAAAAAAAUCCCUAAAAUAAAAAUGGCCGCCGCUAUGCAAGCUCUGCUCGUCAUCGCCCUCCUUCACCUCGCUACCGCGACGCCUGUCGUUACCAAGCAAAAAGUGAGCACUUUCAGUACUGGAUAUCUGGGACACCCUGUGGGAGCCCUGGGCUAUGGGGGCCUGGGCUAUGGAGGUCUGGGCUAUGCUGGUCUCGGCUAUGGUGGUCUGGGCUAUCACGGAGCGGCCCUUGGAGGUGCCUACGCGCACCACGCUGCUGGGAUCGUUCACCCUUAUGGUGGGCUCGGAUACCAUGCGGCCCCCUAUCACCACGCCCUCGGCGGACUCGGCUACCCCCUGGGCAUUGGCGCCGGUGUGGUGGCUCCUCACGUGGUGAACAGCAAAAUCGCUGCCCCAUUGGCGCCUGUUGUUGCUGCCAUCUAGGUCUUCACCGUGACAGGAGAAUUGCUGGGCGAUCGUUGACUUGCCACACCAGCCCUGCGUCCCUUCUGCAGUCUCUUCAAACAAAAGUGGUGACUGAGGAAGUGACUCCAGACUCUUGUGAAGAAGUGACUUGAUGAAGGUUAUGGACAGCCUCCGUCAACCACCACCCACCAAAGGGAGCAUAGGUUCACCACCUACUCCCCUCCCAUACCUGCUCACUCAUUCCGACUGACCCACCCAUCCUACCCAAGCCCUUGACUCUUCCUGCAAGUUACGCCAUUCGGACCCUUGAGUGCGUGAGUGUGUCAUCGUGUGAGAGUGUCGUGAUGCAAGUGGGUGGGCGGGUUUGCCGGCAUCUGUCCAUAAUGUUUUUCUGAACUUCUCGGCAUUAACACAAAUGACGAUGAAUGAACACGACCUGGAAAACAAAAUCUACCACGAAUAGCAAAAUAUAUAUAUUUUAAAAAGAACCCUGACAUUAAUCGUAAAAAACUAAAAAUCUGGUGGCGAGGGAAGCACGCACACGGAUUCCGAUUCUGAAAUUUGGGGGAGUAAAUAAAUUUGGUGGCUGAAAUUAGUCUGUGAUGAAAGCUGUUAAAGAAAAGAUAUUAACAUUUUAAUCAUAAUGGGACUUAGGAAUCGACUGUUCGACUGGACAGAAACCAAAAAUAAAUCAGCUGGAUUGGGAUGGUGGGUGCAAUGCCAAUGGGAGUUUGAUUCACAGAUGAAUAUAUAUACGAAUGAUAUCUGGGUUCCAAACGCCCCCUCCCCCAUCUCUGUGUGUGCC